Messenger RNA from Spodoptera litura, 2468 nucleotides. RefSeq names its product synaptic vesicle glycoprotein 2B. Gene Ontology annotation, molecular function: transmembrane transporter activity. The record is from RefSeq and is a predicted model, not a curated record. Gene Ontology annotation, cellular component: membrane. Gene Ontology annotation, biological process: transmembrane transport. Lineage: Eukaryota; Metazoa; Arthropoda; Insecta; Lepidoptera; Noctuidae.
UCGCCGCCGCCGUGCUGCCGCAGACCGGCGCGCACACGCUCAUCGAGAACAAGGAGCACUUCAGUGCGUGGCAUCGAUACCUCCUCCUCUGCACGAUCCCGAUCCUGGCUUCACUAGUGAGCCUGAUCUGGACGCAGGAGUCGCCGCGGUAUCUACUCGAUGUCGGGAGAGAGGUCGACGCCAUGAUGGUGUACCAGAGUAUCCACAGUAGCAACAAGUUCCGGCCGGCCGCCGAGUACCGGCUCGGGGAACUCGCGCUGCCGGCCAAGCGCAGGCCGCCCGCGCUGCAUCACGUCCGCCAUAGCGUCAAGAUGUUCUGGCAGUCAUUCUUCCAAUUAUUCUCGAGUACGUAUCGGAGGACCACACUCUCACUCGGAGGGACCUUACUCUUCGCUAUGGCGAUACAGUACUACCUAGCCUCCUACAUACCAGCAACGGUGGUGAAAAUGGAAAGCGACCUCUACGAGGCCUCAAAGCAAAGCAUAGGGAACGAGACCCUUACGGACAUACAUUACAAUACAACGCUAGAGAACAUAGAAUACUACAAUGUCACGUUCAAUAAAUGCAUUAUACGGGACAUGCUGAUAUCACACGUGGCGUUCAGGAACUGUUCCUUCUAUAACGUCGCGCUCUCCAACCUGAAGACGUCGUUCACUACCUUCGAGGGAUGUCUGUUUGUCAACAGCACAAUAAUAGACACGGACAUGGAAGUAGAGAGAGAGUUCGACAAGUGGUGUAUAUUCAACAAUACGGUAGUGCGGGGGAUGCAGGGGGGAUGCGCCCGCCAUGCAGACCUCACGUCCAAGCUGGGGGGGAUGACUACUGAACAGAGCUACGUGGCGCACGCCAUGUUUCUUGUUACAUUCGUCGCUUUUAUGCCUCAGAAUUUACGGCCUGUCGUGGCGAUGUGUGGAGCGUGCAUAUUGCUGUCUCCCUUAGUCUACAUAGCGCAGAGUGAGACAGCGCUAUACGUCGUAGAAGCAGUCUACCGAUUCUUCAUAACGCUGAUAUUUUACUCCGUGGGAGUUAGCGUCGUGGAUUCUUAUCCACAUAAUUUGAGAUGCACGGCGCACGGGCUGGUCCUGUCCGUGACGUACGUGGGCGGCGCGGUGCUGCGCGGCGCGGGCGAGGCGAGCGCGCCCGCCUCCGCCGUGCUCUGCGCCGCGCUCGCCCUCGCCGCCGCCGCCGCCGCCGCCGCCAGGCAUUAGGUACACUGAGUCCCAUGGACUCGAUUAAUUUCAGGGAUUUUCAGCAUUAUUGUAAAGUUAUCUUUACAUAAUUAUAUUAUUAACGACGGCAACACUGAUCUUUUAGGGUUGCCAUGACAAAAUAUCGAUAAAAACGACUAGAGUUGGGUUUUGUAUUAAAAAUGGUAUAGAGCGUCUAUUAGUUUAGGUGGCUGGUGUUUGGACUCGCCCAUAGACUGAUAUUAGUGAUGCGUAUCACUGAAUGGAAUUGCCUAAAGUGAACAAAGUCACCAGCCAUUGGCAUUAGAGUCAUCCACAAAAGACCAAGCUGUGAAAAAUGAGAGUAUUAUACAUUUGUACCUACCUAUUUGAAAAAUAAUAGGUCAUGAAAAGUCGAUCCUUUUAACCGACUGUUACAAAAAGAGAGUAGGUAUAAAAUACUUUUUUGAUAUGAAACCUAAACUUAUGUAGGAAAGAACUUGCCAUGUGGACGUACCAAAGUAUUCAUGACUGAUUUAAUUGUUAUGUCACUAAUAAACCGACUUAGUAAAAAGGUGAUAUGCAACUUUGUUAUUUUCAAAAUGACGUUGGAUUAUUGGGGAAAGAUGUAUUAAGUGGGAAUGAAAGAUUAAUGAAGACCUCCAUCUACCUCUUUAGAGAACAGGGCUUAGUCACGUCGCGUUCAGCGUUUUGGUUGGUUGAGAUCAUUAACGCCGGCCAAUCAGACAGCCGAACGGGGUCUCGUUAAGGUAAAACAAAGUCGUACAAGCUUUGACAUUGACAUCAAAAUAUCAACAGCCCUUGACAAUGCGGCCCAUAUUCCACUGCUAGACAAUAAUUCUAGAAUUCACGAUGUCCCUGUUCUAGAAUGUCGCAAUAACAAAGUUACAUAUUAUCAAGCGAGAACAUUUUUGACGUCAAAAAUUUCUAGCUAGAGCAGCUAUACAUAUCGAUACAUUUAAACAUCGAUAUCGAUAAAAGAACAGCAAUAAAACUAAUAGCAAUGGAAAGACACAUUGAAUUUAUAUAAAUAUAAAAAAUCAUUUGUCUGGAUGUAACUCCUGAUAGAUUGUAUAUAAGCUUAGUGCGUGGAUGGGAAUCGAUUUUGUAAUCGAUUGUUAGUGAUGUGCCAUAAUCGAUACAUUGAUUGGGCCUUGGGAUUUGGUAGAGGUUGAUUAUAUCGUAAAGUUUAGUAAAUCAUCAGCAUAUAAGUGGCCACUGCUGACCAAAGGCCUCUUCUCACACAGAGAAGUUUUGAGCAUUAUUGACCACGCUUGCUCA